Molecule: messenger RNA, 2799 nt
Organism: Symbiodinium necroappetens
Lineage: Eukaryota; Dinophyceae; Suessiales; Symbiodiniaceae
Source: the annotation of a GenBank genome assembly
AUGCAGCGGCUGGAUGCUCUACCAUUAUUCAUCCACCCCGAUCUCCCGAGCCUGCGUCCUCAUCUGUGCCUGGAGGUAGUGCGCCUAGUGCGCCUUUGCCACCGGUUCGUGAGUUUGCCAAGCCGACGCCCAAGCUGCGAGGCCGCGCCAAGAUCACGCUCGCACCCAGUUUCGAUCGGACCGGCGGCCGUGACGGAGGACGUACUUCCUAGUGAUGCAGACCACCCUACGGAGGGGUCAGGGUCUGUGAUUCGCUCCACAGAGGGGGACGAUCUGAAGCCGGAGGCUGUAGCUCCAAUCUAUGCGGAGGCGAGGGCUGCAGCAAGUCCCGGAGUGACACCUGCUGACUCUUCCUCGGAUGAAGACGACUAUGAACUGGCUCGAUUUCGACGACGAGGAGACCUCCCGGUCAAGGUUAGUGCCGUCACCGGCUUCCCAUCAGGAGUCGCCCCUCUGCGGCGCGACAAGAUCUCGGGCCGAAUCCGAGUGCUCCGACCCUCGGGUUUUCACCUUGCUCACAGUGGCACCACCAUCGCGGUAAGUUCCAGCUGUGGCGUCUUAGGGUUGAUGUCCGCUAUCCAUCAUGGUAUGCACCCACUCUUCUUAAGAAUAGGCUCUUUUGUCGACACCCAUGGGCCAGGAGGCCCCGCCGUGCGCGUUCUGCCCUCACUCGAGGUGCUGCCCGCCGCAGGUGGGGCCUGGUACAAGGGCAAGUGGUACGACCAGGAAACCAAGUGGAGAUUCUCCAGCAGCUGGGACACCCAUAAAUACUUCUUCGUCCAUAGCACUCUGCGUCAUGUGGAGCCGAUCCCGGGCCGGCUACUCAGGUUAAGACAUCAGGCGCUAGACCAGCUCACACGGACGAUCCAGAUCAUCCCCAAACGCAGCCUCAUGAUCAUUGGCGGUGACUUCAAUGCUACCUGUGCUGGUUCUGUUCCCAAUGUAGGUCCUCAUGUCAUGGCCAGAGCCCAGUCGUGGGCGACCGACCAAGAGGACUUGCAGGCCUUGCUUCUGGGACUUGAUUUGUGUGCACUGAACACCUUUCAGGCUUCACACCCCCCACACACGUACAUGUGGGGUGCCCAGCGAUCCCAAAUCGAUUUCCUCCUCAUCAGAAGUGAACUAGCUGACAGCAUUUCUCGACAAUCCUACGCUAUGCAUGAUCACCCCUUGGGUGCGUGGAGAGGUGGAGCUCGGCACUUCAUGGUAUUUGCCCAAAUCCCCACCAGCUGGCGCCCGUGGUCAGGUUGCUCCCAGCCUUCCUCUGCGCCCGCCAUUGAUCGACAUGCCAUUGCUGAUGCCCUCACUGGUAAGGCCGACCCACGCAUUCAAGCCUUUCGUCAGGAUUUGCACCUCGCGCUUGACCCUGUUCCGACUGACAUUUCAUCUCUGCAUGAUACCUCGCGCUUGCUCCUGUUCGUGGCCCACGGCCCUGGCAGGCCAUGUUUCAAUGUUGGCGUCACAGUGUCAUGCACAUCCGCAUGCACCGUCGUGCACAGCAGCAAGGCUGUCCGACAAGGUCACAGUCGUCUCUUCUACCAGCUCAUUGACAAGCUGGCUCCCAAGGGCCGUUUUCGCAAAUUCCAGAUGAGCAAGGGAGGUCAAAUCCUCACCCCGGCAGCGGAAUUAGAGGUCAUGCGCAAACAUUUCGUUCAGGUCUUUAACCAUGACAACCCCGCAGGGCCCUCACAAGCUGUCAUCGAAGAGGCUGAAGCCCCUUUUCAAAUUGAGUGCCAUGAGCUACGGGUGUUUCUUGAUAAGCUUCCCGCGCGAAAGGCUGGCGCUCCUGCCACGGCACCAGGUGCUGUUUGGCGUGUCUGCUCGGACCUGGUCGCUCCCUUACUCACGGAUCUCUUGAAUCAACGCUGGAGUCAAUCACCCUUGUCCCCGCCGGCGCCCUGGGCUAAGGCCUUGCAGGAAGCUGGCAUCACAGGUGUGAAGCAGGGCUGUCCGGCCAGUCCCCUCCUCUUCGCGGCUUUCAUGACAUUAAUCACACGUCGUCUGAGUGCUCGCCUGACGCCCGAAUGGGUGGCACAACACCUUACUAUGUUUGCUGACGAUUUUCAUGUGGGUAAGUGCUUCCACAGUUACCACGAAUUGGAGACCCUAAGCGCUCAAAUUGGCUUUAUUAUCACUACCCUGCGCAAACAUGGUAUGAGUGUUCAUGCUACCAAGGCUCAGGCAAUCCUCACAAUGGAAGGCACCCAACGCAGCACUGUCAUACAGAAACUCACUCGCACCCUGGAAACUGGUAGGCUCUUCCGUGUCUACACUAAAAAUGGUGAUGAAUUCUUGCCUCUAGUACGUAAGAUUGACUAUUUGGGUGCGGUCACCACUUAUGAUUCUAGCGCAACAGCCACGCUCCGACGCAGGACCAUUCUGGCCAAAGCAGCACACUCUCGGCUCAGGAGCGUGCUCCAUGCUUACCGCACCCUGACAGUGGUCCAUAGAGUGCAUCUUUGGCGCGCCACAGUGUGGCCCUGUCUGGCCUACGGACUAGAAGUCUGCGAACUCACGGAGGAGCACCAUGCUCAGAUUCAAACACUGGUGAUGCGGCAUCUUCGAGGCAUAGCUAGGAGCCCAGCUCACUUAACGCACGAAUCAGACAUUGCCCUUGCCACACGCUUGCAAGUUCCCCUACCGCGGGCGGCCCUCCGGCGCACAUUUGAGUCAGCCUUCGGUCGUCAGGAGCCGGACGACCCCUUCCUGAUGGACGAUAACCUACUUAAAAGAAUGGCCGGAGGAAGAAACGAUUUGAUAUCUAUAUUAUGUCUUGCUUUCAAAAGACACAUGUCUUGA